AUGAUAAACGAGCAUGUAUUAAUUCUACGACGAAUGUUGGAACUUUGCAAAAUUCAAUUUGCACAUUUAGAUCGAUUUACAUCCAAUAUUCAUUUAUUCAAUCGUAGUCCUAAUCAAAGCAAUGCGCUAUCAAGUCAAGAUGUUCAACAAACAUUCAAAGAUUCUAUGAAUAAUCAAAUUAUUUAUUGUGAAGAUUAUUUCGAAGAAAACCAGAAAGAAGCCUGGCAAUACUCGGUAAAAAAAAACACAGAAGCAACUUAUUAUAAUAGCUGUCUUUACCACGAUUAUACGUGCCCAACGAUUAAUUCAAUGGCUGGUGUGGCUAAGUUAUGUGAUGGAAAUAUUCUUACUAAAUCAAAUAAAAUAGUUAAUCUUACCGAUAAGACAUAUAAAAGAAAAAUAAUCGGUCUUUAUUUCAGUGCUCAUUGGUGUGGACCAUGCCGUAAUUUUACUCCACUAUUAAGCGAACUCUAUCAAGAGUUUCAUAAAGAAAAGAAUGUUGAAAUUAUUUUCAUAAGUCAUGAUCAUGAUGAAAAAUCAUUCCAUGACUAUUAUAUGAGUAUGCCUUGGCUAGCCUUAAAUUUCAAGGAUCGAAAGAAGAAAGAGGAGUUAGCAAAAAAACUUCAUGUUAAACAAAUUCCAAAAUUAGUUUUACUUGAUGGUGAUUCAGGAGAAGUUAUUUGUACGAAUGCAGUUGAUCAAAUUCUAUAUCUGGAUCCUGAAGGAAAUAAUUUUCCGUGGAGAUCAAGGCACUAA
Molecule: messenger RNA, 756 nt
Organism: Rotaria socialis
Lineage: Eukaryota; Metazoa; Rotifera; Eurotatoria; Philodinida; Philodinidae
Source: the annotation of a GenBank genome assembly